Messenger RNA from Vidua chalybeata, 1216 nucleotides. RefSeq names its product ArfGAP with FG repeats 2 (gene AGFG2). The transcript has 12 exons. The record is from RefSeq and is a predicted model, not a curated record. Gene Ontology annotation, molecular function: GTPase activator activity. The coding region runs from base 244 to 1104 and encodes 286 amino acids. Lineage: Eukaryota; Metazoa; Chordata; Aves; Passeriformes; Viduidae.
GGCGCGGGGCCCGGCGGAGUCCCCGGGGCCCGCAGGGGCAGCGCGGGCCGCGAUGCGGAGGCCGAAGUUUGGUGCCGGCGGGUGCGGGAGCUGGUGAGCGCGGUUCCCGCCAACCGGCUCUGCUUCGAGUGCGGCCAGCGCGGCGUCACCUACGUGGACAUCAGCGUGGGCAGCCUCGUGUGCACCGGCUGCUCGGGGGCGCUGCGGGGACUGAACCCCCCGCACCGCGUCAAGUCCAUCUCCAUGACGACGUUCACCGAGGCCGAGGUGCUGUUCCUGCAGGCGCACGGCAACGAGGCCUGCAGGCGGGUCUGGCUCGGCACCUUCGACCCCCGGACGUCGCUGCUCCCCGACUCCCGCGACCCCCAGAAGGUGAAGGAGUUCUUGCAGGAUAAAUACGAGAAGAAACGAUGGUACGUGGCACCAGAACAAGCGAAACCCCCCCAAAGCGCCGCAGCAGAGCCCGGCCCCCCCCAGCUCCUCCGCGGGGACACCGGGACGCUGCCGCAGCCCCGCCCGGCCGCCCAGCGCCCUCCCCAGCCGGCCCGAAAGGCCAGCACCGACCUCCUGGCCGACAUCGGGGGGGACCCCUUCGCCAGCCCGGCCCCCGCGCCCGCCUCCGCUGCCUUCCCCGGCCCGGCCCCACCCCGGUCUGCCUUCCCCAGUUUCAACGCCUUCGGAACCAGCCCUGCAGCGCCGACAUUUGGGGGGGCUGUGCCCCCCUUCCACACCCCACCCACCACCACAGGAGGUGUGGCUGCACAGGGCGUGGCCACCCCCGUUCCGCCCACGGAGGGAGGAGCUUCUGCCAGCCUCUUCGGGACCCUCCGUGAGCCCCCAGCGCUGCCCCACGGGGGCCACACCAACCCCUUCACGGCCCCCGUGGCCCCCAGACCCUCCACCAACCCCUUCGAGAGCAGCGGCCCCGGUGCUGCUUUCACCUUGCCCCCCGUUCCUGGGGGCUUCCCCAUCCCCUUCCAGGCCGAUGGGUUGCCUUUCGGUGGGUUCAACGUUGCCAAAGCUUCCACCAACCCCUUCGUGACGCUCCCGGCCCCGACGGCGCCGUUCGCCAUCAGGCCCCGGACCACCAACCCCUUCCUAUGAGCGCCGCUGCUCCAGGGGGGCCCUGGCCGUGCACCGCCCCUCCGCCGGGACCAGGUUUUAUUUUUGUUUCGAGAGGUUUAUCGCGAUAUCUAAUAUAUAUAUUCGAUAGAAA